AUGAAAUUAGACCAUGGUAUUAAUGAAGGUAAAUUUCAAUUUAUAACCGAUGAUGAAUAUUCUAUCGAAGCUGUACCUUAUUCACUUGAAAAUGUCGACCAUUUUUAUCCAUUUGAUUCGAAUGUGACUGGCAAUCGAAUUGAAUUAAUUAAUAAUAUGACAACGAUCAUAGAACGCGAAGAAAUAUAUGAACAAAUCAACUAUUCCAGUCGAUCACAAGCACUUGCUAUCGUUGGUGGUACAUUGGCCGGAUUAAUUUUCGGUACUCUACUACUUCCUGGUGUUUUUCGUAUGAUGAAGAAAAAAAGUCACGUAAAUAAUGCUAUCAACCAGUAUUAUAAGUGA
Molecule: messenger RNA, 345 nt
Organism: Didymodactylos carnosus
Lineage: Eukaryota; Metazoa; Rotifera; Eurotatoria; Philodinida; Philodinidae
Source: the annotation of a GenBank genome assembly